Messenger RNA from Topomyia yanbarensis, 1445 nucleotides. It is a transcript of the gene Rpt6, whose product is annotated as 26S proteasome regulatory subunit 8. Gene Ontology annotation, cellular component: proteasome regulatory particle, base subcomplex. The record is from RefSeq and is a predicted model, not a curated record. Gene Ontology annotation, biological process: proteasome-mediated ubiquitin-dependent protein catabolic process. Gene Ontology annotation, molecular function: ATP hydrolysis activity; ATP binding; proteasome-activating activity. The transcript is spliced from 3 exons. Bases 161 to 1372 code for a protein of 403 amino acids. NCBI's taxonomy places the organism in Eukaryota, Metazoa, Arthropoda, Insecta, Diptera, Culicidae.
AACUGUACAAAACCAAAGAUACAAGUUUUGACGUUUCGUUCUAAACCGACUGGUGCAGUUCCCGAUGAGCUUGCAAUAAUUUGAGGAGUUGAAUUUGUAUUGUAAAAAUUGUACGAGGAAUCCGUUCGUUUGUUAAUCAUUUACGCAAGAGUUCUCCAAAAUGACUCAAUCUUCCAAGAUGGAGGUAGAUCCUCCUAAAGGGGAAGGCUUCCGGUCCUACUACAUCCAAAAAAUCGAAGAACUUCAACUGAUCGUCGCUGAGAAGAACCAGAAUCUGCGCCGUUUACAGGCUCAGCGGAAUGAGCUGAACGCCAAGGUUCGGAUGCUUCGUGAAGAACUGCAACUACUGCAGGAGCAGGGAAGUUACGUGGGGGAGGUGGUGAAGCCGAUGGACAAGAAGAAGGUCCUGGUAAAAGUUCACCCCGAAGGCAAGUUUGUGGUUGACAUCGACAAGAACAUUGACAUCAACGAUGUUACCCCGAACUGCCGAGUGGCCCUGCGCAACGAAAGCUACACGCUGCACAAAAUCCUGCCGAACAAGGUUGAUCCGCUGGUGUCUCUUAUGAUGGUCGAAAAGGUACCGGAUUCGACUUACGAAAUGGUCGGUGGGUUGGAUAAACAGAUUAAAGAGAUCAAGGAGGUGAUUGAGCUGCCGGUGAAGCAUCCGGAACUGUUUGAUGCGCUUGGCAUUGCCCAGCCGAAGGGAGUGCUGCUGUAUGGGCCUCCGGGAACUGGAAAAACACUGUUGGCCAGGGCUGUCGCUCAUCAUACUGAGUGUACAUUCAUUCGUGUUUCUGGUUCGGAGCUGGUGCAAAAGUUUAUCGGGGAGGGUUCUCGAAUGGUGCGGGAACUUUUCGUGAUGGCCAGAGAACACGCUCCAUCCAUCAUUUUCAUGGACGAAAUUGAUUCGAUUGGUUCGUCUCGUAUUGAAAGCGGUAGCGGCGGUGAUUCUGAAGUUCAACGAACUAUGCUGGAACUACUUAAUCAGUUGGACGGUUUCGAGGCGACGAAGAACAUCAAGGUGAUAAUGGCAACCAACCGUAUUGACAUCCUGGAUCCGGCGCUGCUGCGUCCCGGUCGUAUCGAUCGUAAAAUCGAAUUCCCUCCACCAAACGAGGAGGCUCGGCUGGAUAUUUUGAAGAUCCAUUCACGCAAGAUGAAUCUAACGCGUGGAAUUAAUCUGCGCAAAAUUGCGGAACUCAUGCCCGGUGCGUCUGGGGCCGAGGUCAAGGGUGUGUGCACCGAAGCUGGGAUGUAUGCAUUGCGAGAGCGCCGAGUCCACGUUACCCAGGAGGACUUUGAAAUGGCGGUGGCCAAGGUUAUGCAGAAGGAUUCGGAGAAAAAUAUGUCGAUUAAAAAACUUUGGAAGUAAAUGGAUGAAAUGUUUUUUGUGUGUAUCCUUAGAUCAUAUAAUCUUAUGAAUAAAACUGAAAGCUUAUGAUAAA